AUGGUUGAAAGACUGGAAAAUGCUGGAGUUGUCAAGGAUCUUGUUACUAUCACAGGCAGAGUAUUGAAUGCCCACAACUUGAGAAAGAUGAGUGUCAUUAAAGCUAUUGAAAAUGUUCCUCAACCUAUUCCAGGCGUCAGAAUCAUAAGAGGACCUGUGCUAGCUGAGUUUGAAGCGUUAUUCUUAAAUGAACAACCAAAUAUUAAAGUUAGGUAUCUGAACGCUGUCAAGAAAGGCAGUCAGAAAGCCUCAACUUCUAAGCCUGCUGCUUCAGAAGAUGUUUCAGAAGCUGCUCCAGAAGUUGCCACUAAGAAAGAAAGAAGGACAAAGCGUAAGUUUGAUCGUCAUUCUGUCAACGAGGAGAAAAACAAUCAAGAAGAAGCUGCUGCAGUUGUUGAUGAGAAUGUUGCUUUGAAAGAAGCUGUAGUUGAAGAAAAUCAAGAAGCUUUAGUUGAAAAUGAGAAUGUAGAACAAGAUGUUACUGAGAAAAAGAAGAAGAACAGGAAGUCGGAGAAAGAAAAGAAAGAAGAGGAUGAGAAGGAAGUAGAAAAGAAAAAGAGGAAGAAAAAUAAAAAGAAAAAGGAAGUUGUUGCUCAAGAAGUAGUGAUUCAAGAAGCUAUGAAUCAGCAAGAAGAAGUGAAUAAGGAAGAACAAUAG
Vicia villosa (hairy vetch) is the source of this 657-nucleotide messenger RNA. RefSeq lists its product as uncharacterized. The record is from RefSeq and is a predicted model, not a curated record. The transcript has a single exon. The coding region runs from base 1 to 657 and encodes 218 amino acids. Lineage: Eukaryota; Viridiplantae; Streptophyta; Magnoliopsida; Fabales; Fabaceae.